Messenger RNA from Vitis riparia (riverbank grape), 957 nucleotides. Its product is annotated as SAGA-associated factor 11. Bases 174 to 704 code for a protein of 176 amino acids. The transcript is spliced from 4 exons. Gene Ontology annotation, cellular component: SAGA-type complex; DUBm complex. The record is from RefSeq and is a predicted model, not a curated record. NCBI's taxonomy places the organism in Eukaryota, Viridiplantae, Streptophyta, Magnoliopsida, Vitales, Vitaceae.
CCCAAACUCCUCCCCCCACGGCAAAGGCGAGAAAGGGAAGGGAAGAACCUGUGUGUGUCUCUCUGUCCCUCUAGAAUUCACGCAGAGGCAUUCAUAAUUCUCUGUUAUUGAGCUGUUCUGGCUUCAACUGAGGCUCUUGGUGUACCGGACCUAGUAACCUUGCUCUAAAACUCAUGUCAGCACCAAACGAGGAUACUAUGUCCAGUCAGCUUUCAUCCCAUUUUUUUGGGGAUCUUCUUGAUUCCAUUAUUGUUGAUGUUGCAUCUGAGUGUCAUCGGAUAGCAAGGCUGGGCCUUGAUCGAAAUCUGGAAGAAGAGGAAGAAGAAUUGAGGUUGUCAGCACAAGCCCGAGUAAGGGUAGCUGAUCCUAGUAACAGUGGUGAAGCAAAUAGCAAGUAUGUGGUUGACAUAUUUGGACAAUCUCAUCCUGCCAUAGCAAGUGAAAUAUUCGAAUGCAUGAACUGUGGCCGAUCAAUCAUGGCUGGAAGGUUUGCUCCUCAUUUGGAAAAGUGCAUGGGAAAGGGUAGGAAGGCUCGUCUCAAAGCAACAAGAAGUAGCACAGCUGCACAGAACCGGUACUCACGAGGCAGUCCUGUUUCCUCAUACUCCCCUUAUUCAAAUUCCACCAGCACAAGCCGGCUAUCGAAUGGAACACCUGGUGUUGGAGGUGAGGAGUACUCCAAUGGCACAUUGGAAGAGCCGUGAAACAAACUUGAAGAAAUGUCACAGACCAUCACUUGGUUGAUAGACUACAAGUUAUGGUUUUUCUGUUUCUUCUGAGGGAUAUUUGACAUGGGCACUGAGGGGUUUAGGGGCUUUGGUGUCAUUGCAGCAUAAUAUCUUGAAACACUGCAAAUCACACUUCUUUUCUUUGUUUGGAAGCCAUUGUAAGGAAGAAUUAACUCUUGAAGUAAGAUUGCCACAAUAUAGUUAUACCAGUACCAGUUUCUUCAUGUUC